UCCUCCAAAAAGAAAAUUAAAAAAAAAAUCUAACAAUUCCCUUCUCUCUCUCUACAAAAUGGAACCCAACGAAAGCCAACACCACCACCACCUCAGCUCCUACUUCACCACCACCACUCCCGCCACCACUACACCCUCGCCGACCAAUGGCCUUUUGCCACCACCUCCCAAUACCACUUCCGAUAGUGGCGGGGGGCCUCAUAUGGUGUACCCGCACUCCGUCGGUCCAUCUUCGGCCUCUGUCACCACUGCACCAGUGGAGCCCGUCAGGAGGAAGCGAGGCCGGCCGAGGAAGUAUGGUACACCGGAGCAAGCUUUGGCAGCAAAGAAAACCGCGUCUUCUCAUUCUGUUUCCAAGGAGAAGAGGGAAGGCGCUUCUUCGUCGUCUCCUUCUUACUCGGGUUCCUCAAGGAAGUCCCAACAGUUGUUUGCUCUUGGCAAUGCUGGGCAAGGUUUUACUCCACAUGUUAUAACUAUAGCUGCUGGUGAGGAUGUAGCUCAGAAACUUAUGAUGUUCAUGCAACAAAGUAGGCGUGAGAUGUGUAUUUUGUCAGCAUCUGGUUCAAUAUCGCACGCAUCCCUCCGGCAGCCUGCAACUUCUGGAGGCAACAUUACAUAUGAGGGUCGAUUUGAGAUCAUUUCACUAUCUGGAUCAUAUGUGCGCACUGAUAUUGGAGGGAGGACAGGUGGGCUUAGUGUGUGCCUGUCUAAUACAGAUGGCCAGAUCAUUGGAGGAGGAGUUGGUGGACCCCUAACUGCUGGUGGCCCUGUUCAGGUCAUUGUUGGUACGUUUCUGCUUGACACCAAGAAAGAUGUUAACACUGGCGUGAAGGUUGAUGCAUCUGCCAGUAAGUUGCCAACACCAAUUGGAGGGGCAUCGAUAUCAAACAUUGGCUUCCAUUCCCCAGUUGAAUCAUCUGGUAGGAAUCCGAUCAGGGGAAACGAUGAUCAUCCAACUAUGGGAGGAAAUCCUUUUAUGACUCAUCCUCGGGGUAUGCAUGUGGCACCUUCAAGGUCCACAGAUUGGAGGAUUGGUCCGGAUGCUAGAGUCAAUUCCGGUUAUGACUUGACAGGAAGAGUAGGCCAUGGAGCACACCAAUCUCCCGAAAAUGGGGACUAUGAAUAACUUCCAGAGUAGAGAUCAGUUUUAGGGUUUCAAACAUCAUUUUCCGGUCUCUCUUUCUCUCUCUCUCUCUCUCUAAACGACACAGUUACUUUGACGUGAAAUACAAUGUACAACCAUUUUCAUCUCCUGUGGACUGUAACAUGGCGUAUCUGUACAGGUUACUGGCACUCUCACUCUUUGUUAACUUGUGCUUUUCUCAAGUGAUCCUUUAAAGUAGUAAGUGUUGGCUUAAUAA
Manihot esculenta (cassava) is the source of this 1361-nucleotide messenger RNA. RefSeq names its product AT-hook motif nuclear-localized protein 14. Gene Ontology annotation, molecular function: minor groove of adenine-thymine-rich DNA binding. The transcript has 6 exons. The record is from RefSeq and is a predicted model, not a curated record. The coding region runs from base 59 to 1126 and encodes 355 amino acids. Lineage: Eukaryota; Viridiplantae; Streptophyta; Magnoliopsida; Malpighiales; Euphorbiaceae.